This is a messenger RNA of Zymoseptoria tritici IPO323, 954 nucleotides long. RefSeq lists its product as uncharacterized. The transcript is spliced from 3 exons. Lineage: Eukaryota; Fungi; Ascomycota; Dothideomycetes; Mycosphaerellales; Mycosphaerellaceae. The record is from RefSeq and is a predicted model, not a curated record. Bases 88 to 954 code for a protein of 288 amino acids.
CCCCCGGAAGUCUCCAAAUCUCAAAUCAAGACGCUAGGAGAAUAAGUACGUCGCGCGCGAACAAGGAGAUACCAGUCUAUCGACACCAUGGCGGACAACUACAUACUAUCCGUCACGGCUGGACCCAACUAUACCGAUCAGAGUCCCAUCUCCGUGAACUCGGAAGAGGCCACCAAUAUCACCUCCGAGCAUCUCACCGCAUCUCUACGCAUACGUGUUCAGAAUUAUCGCGGACUUCCACAAAGCGCGCCCAAGACUUCUCCAUAUUUCUCCGAUUCCAAGCAUACUCAUGAUCUCUACUCGCUCGCCUUCACUUUCACGCCAAAGAAAGAUCUGAAUGGCCAUGAUGUAGUCUUCGGAAAUGACUUUGACCAUCCGAUUCGCGACAAGCUACCGCCAGGCUUCAACCAAGCGUUCAAGAUUGCCACAUGGUUCAUCGAUCCGGGAUUGUAUGGAGACGUUCAGGCGGACGAGCCGUACUUAUACGGACCGCUCCUGAGCUCCAUCAACACAUUACGGAUUGGUCCUAGAGACGACGGUGAGCAGGAGAAAGUGGAGGAGAAGCGAGCGAAUGAGGAUGUCUUGGUGUUUGAAGAAGGCGCAGAUGGAGAUGGAAAGGAAGUGCGAGCCGCGCAGAAAAUCCCAGAUCAAGGACCCGCAAGACAAAAGUUCUUUUUGACCGAGCAGCAUUUGAAAGACUUUACGUUUGAAAAGGGACGGGAGUAUUCCAACGAUUUCUUCAACCCAUAUCUGGACUUCAACGACUUUGCGCUGAGAUUGCCUGGUUCGCACUCCAUCAGAUACGUGCUCAAAAACCGCGCCACCGACGAGCCGCUCUUCGUCGUCGUCUUCACCCUUCUUCCGAAGGACGACAAAGCUGCAAAGCAAGUCGAGCCGGCAGAGGCAGCCAAGAAGGAGGCGCAUGUCGGCGCUCCAGGAGAUGACCUUGACUAG